UUAGCUCUUCGCAAUUGUUCUCGACGAAUCCAAAAUGGCAAUACGUAUUUUGUUGUUUGCCUUUUUUCUUUUUGAAGCGAAAGUGUUACUUAAUUUUGUGACGGCUAGUUGUUAUAUGAAAGAAGUAUCUCACGCAAAAUGUGAUUCAAACGCAGAGCUGUCGGACCGUUGGUUUUCCAAAUCUUUCGAUAAUUUUCAAGAUAUCAAGAAGUUAUCUAUCAGGAACAAUAAUUCAGAGUUAUUGGUACUCGUUUCUCCAUUCAAGAGAUUCAUACAUCUGGAAAAGCUCGAUAUAGGGGACUGUCGGAUUCAAAGGCUUUAUGGAUAUACAUUCAAAGAUUUACCACUGAAAAAACUCUUUAUUGACCGCUGUGGUUUGGAAGAAAUAUUUGAGGGGGCUUUCCGCAAUUUGUCAUCACUACAGGAACUGAGCUUGAGAAAGAAUCGUUUGAAAACUGUCUCUAAUGGUGUACUCAAGAAUCUACCUAAGUUGGCUCACCUCACCCUCUCAGGUAACGAAUUAUCCUCAAUCGAAAACUCUGCUCUGGAGAAUCUGCCCGAAUUGAAUGUGUUACAUCUUGAUAAUAAUAAAAUUGGUGCGAUUUUCAUACAUAGAAUUGUGAGUUAUCCAGAGCGAUUGAAGAUACUGUGGCUUCAAAACAACUCUUUAACUUUUGUAUCUAAUUACAUGUUGGAAAAACUUACUGAGCUGGAACUGCUCAAUUUGGGAUUCAACAAGAUUUCGACGAUAGAAACAAAUUCAUUCGAGCAUACACCAAAGUUGAGAACAUUAGUCCUAACUCAUAACAAAUUGAAAGAGGUGGAUGGAACUAUAUUUCCAAAGAGUGGAAUGAACAACUUGGAGAAACUGUACUUGGAUAACAAUGAAUUGAUGUUUUUGUCAUCGAGUUUCUUCUUCAGGCUAAAUAGUUUGAAGAAAAUUACACUCGUUGGUAAUCCAUGGGAUUGCGCAUGUCUUGAAGUUAUAAAUCGAAUUCUCGAUGAAAAUAACGUUGAAGAAAAGUGUCAAGAUUUAUACGUCUCCAACCACAGAGCAGUUUGUGUCAUUAAGGAUGCUACAAAUAGAGUUUGCAAUUACAAAUACGAUGAAGAGUUGAGUGAUACAUUUUUAGACCAGAAAAAAAAGUUAGCACCUCAUGUACCUCUGGGAAGAUGUCUUUUGUAGUACAUUUGUGAAUAUUUUUGGAAAUGGGUCGGUUUUCAGAUAAAAUUUUCAACAUGAAGUUCUUUAAAUCAUUACUUUUGAUUUCGGUUACAACUUGUGUCUCUCUCUCUCUAUAUAUAUAUUUUUUUGAAUGA
Leptinotarsa decemlineata (Colorado potato beetle) is the source of this 1320-nucleotide messenger RNA. RefSeq lists its product as uncharacterized. Gene Ontology annotation, cellular component: plasma membrane. Lineage: Eukaryota; Metazoa; Arthropoda; Insecta; Coleoptera; Chrysomelidae. Gene Ontology annotation, molecular function: protein binding. The record is from RefSeq and is a predicted model, not a curated record.